This is a messenger RNA of Camelina sativa (false flax), 1035 nucleotides long. The record is from RefSeq and is a predicted model, not a curated record. NCBI's taxonomy places the organism in Eukaryota, Viridiplantae, Streptophyta, Magnoliopsida, Brassicales, Brassicaceae.
UUUUGAAGACGGAUGGGUCUAUGACUGCUCCAAAAACAUCGGAGUCAUUGCUUUGCUUCUCUCUUUACUUGUGUUUGUAAUGUCUCUAAGCUGAUUCGAUUAUUUCUUUACUAAAGCAGGCACUUUUGCCGUAGACAAUUUGGUCAAACGUCCCCAAAAAAAAAGAAAAGAAAAAAAAAGUUAAAAGAAAAAAAGAACAUUGGAAACCCCAAUUCGCAUUCCGCACAUCACAACUCCUUCGUAAUCGACUCAAAUCAGGCAGCGGUUACCUCCGCGUCGAAUUUUAGCAAAAACCCAAUUCCCCCGGAAAUGUCGUUAGGGCAAAAGAGUGCGACGGAUCCUGGCGCGAUGCUCACUUCCCUUUUAAACAAGCGAGAGAAGCUUCGCCAAGAGUUACGGAGCAUCGAGAAGCAGUGCUAAGAGGUCAAGGAAGUUUCAGCCUGAAGACAGAGUCUUCUCUUUGUCCUCAGUCACAUCACCUGCUGCUGAAGAGCUUGGUGUUGGAAGAGAAGAUGGACGAGCUGAGUUGGGGCCAGGGCGAUCCAAGGGUGGUUUGUCCAGUGCACAGGGAAAGCCGAAGAAAGGGAGAGGACAAUCAAUAGCAAGAGAGGCGAAGAGAAGCAGACCAUCUACAGAACCAGAUUAUGAAGAUGAAGAUGAUCCGGAUUUGAAUAUGUAUGGGCAUGGUUCACUCAUGUAAGUUGGCAUUUUCUGUUUUGGUGCCUGACACAGUAAGAAACAAAUCGGCGUGUAGCCUUUUUGUUUUGCAUCCCAGAACAGAACUGAACCGAUCCAAGUAAAUCUAGAAACUAAUAUGCCAGCUUUACAUUAUCCAUUACUAUGAAGUUGCAGUGAGGGUUUUAUCAAAUAUUUUAAUCUGUCUAGAAAAAGUGAAGAACUCUAUAUGAUCAUAUGAGGUUAUAAGAGAAAGCAGUUCUAAGAAUGUUAAGAGUGGAAUUGGUUGGCAUGUAUCAUCAUGAUUCAUCAUUUGUGAUGGAAGCUUAAAAUAGAAUUUGUUCUUCUGGGUCCAACUUA